Messenger RNA from Malus domestica (apple), 743 nucleotides. Its product is annotated as membrane protein PM19L-like. The record is from RefSeq and is a predicted model, not a curated record. Lineage: Eukaryota; Viridiplantae; Streptophyta; Magnoliopsida; Rosales; Rosaceae.
CCAAAACCUUCUUCCUCCCUUAUAUAUGAUAUGAUCAUCUCUGUGUAACACAUGCAAUAACAAGUACAACCCUUUCUGCAUCCAACAGCUUUUGAUCUUACAAAAAAAUGGCCUACCAGCAGUUAAAACCCGUUGCCGGACUGCUUUUGGCUCUCAAUUUCUGCAUGUAUGUCAUCGUUUUGGGCAUUGGAGGCUGGGCAAUGAACCGAGCAAUCGACCACGGUUUUGUUAUUGGUCCUAGUUUUGAUCUCCCGGCACAUUUUUCGCCAAUAUAUUUCCCCAUGGGGAACGCUGCUACAGGGUUCUUUGUGACAUUCGCUCUGCUCGCUGGAGUUGUUGGCGUAGCUUCAGCUAUUUCCGGUAUCAACCAUCUCCGAUCUUGGACCUAUGAGAGCUUGCCGUCUGCAGCCACAGCUGCCACCAUUGCCUGGACUCUCACCGUACUUGCCAUGGGCUUCGGUUGCAAGGAGAUCGAGCUUCGGAUCAGAAAUUCCCGAUUGAGAACAAUGGAGGCCUUCUUGAUCAUCCUUUCGGCGACGCAGCUUCUGUAUUUAGCAGUCAUUCAUACCGUUGUAUCGAGGAGAUGAACUUAAGAGAGUUGCGCGACUUUUGUGUUUGUGUGCUGCGUCUGAAUUUGUUAAUUUAUUUAUUUUUCAUACCUUUUUCUUCACACUUUGAAUAAAUCUGGUCAUGGUUAUGGUGUCUGUCAACAGUGUGAUAUAAUUGGAUUGGAUUGGAUUGAA